This is a messenger RNA of Sardina pilchardus (European sardine), 4393 nucleotides long. RefSeq names its product death effector domain containing (gene dedd). Bases 304 to 1587 code for a protein of 427 amino acids. The transcript has 5 exons. Gene Ontology annotation, molecular function: DNA binding; protein binding. Lineage: Eukaryota; Metazoa; Chordata; Actinopteri; Clupeiformes; Clupeidae. Gene Ontology annotation, biological process: regulation of apoptotic process; extrinsic apoptotic signaling pathway via death domain receptors; apoptotic process. Gene Ontology annotation, cellular component: nucleolus. The record is from RefSeq and is a predicted model, not a curated record.
UUUAGCUGUGAAACAAAAAUGGGCAUGUUAUUGGUUAGCCUCUGGGAGCGAGAGAAAAAUAGCAACUUUACAAUGUUUUAAGCCCGUGGUUACCAAAUUCUUCAAACGUAUGAGUUCAAGCUUCAAUAUACUGGCAGUCUACAGAAGAUAAAUGAAAUCACAAGGAAAAACAGAUGUGAGUGCUGGUCAAGUGCUGGGAGAGUAGAGGUAACUUGAACCUCAGGUUGGACUUCACCCUCAAAUUGUUGACAGGGAUUUUGCCAUCCCCCCCUUUCCCUGUCCACCACCCUUGGGCGCAGAGUGAUGACUUCACAUCAGAAUGACAAUUUCAGCCCUCCCUUGCUUGUACCACAGAACUCUUCCACCCAUCAAGGUAGGCCUCACACUCAGCCCAACCAGCUGGACUCAUCCCACAGCAGCAGCAGUGGUAGCGGCGGCAGUAGUAACAGCAGUGUAGCUGCACCCACGGCACACAGAGGAGCCAUGGGGGGUAUGUCUUCCUCACCUCUCACCCCAAGCACGGUGGCCCUGAACCGGGCCGCCUCGGCCUCCUGUAGCACCUCGGCUUCGUCGAGGAGACCCACGUCUGGACGUUACGAGCCCUGGCCAGAGGAGGCCGUGGACAAUGCCUACGGGCUGUACUCGCUGCAUCGCAUGUUUGACAUUGUCGGGGCGCAGCUCACGAACCGCGACGUGCGCGUGCUGUCGUUCCUGUUCGUGGACGUCAUCGACGAGUACGAGCGCGGCGGCAUUCGCAACGGCAGGGACUUCCUGCUGGCGCUGGAGAGGCAGGGCCGUUGUGACGAGACCAACUUCAGACACGUGCUCCAGCUGCUCCGCAUCAUCACCCGACACGACCUGCUGCCCUACGUCACGCUCAGAAAGAGACAGACAGUGUGCCCAGACCCAGUGGAUAAGUACUUGGAGGAAACGUCAGUGCGUUAUGUAUCCCCCAGAGGCUCUGGGGAGAACAGAGAAGGCCCCUCGCACAGAAGGACAGGUCUGGGGCCCCAGCCCUUGAUAUGCUGCUCCCCCUCCGGGCCCCGCGUGUGCCCGCCACGUGCCAAACCAGGGCCCUCGGUCCCCAGCCGCAAGAGGAAGAGGGCCCACACCAGCGCCGACUGCAGGGAGAAGCAGACAUGUGACAUUCGUCUCCGCGUGCGCGCCGAGUACUGCCAGCACGAGUCGGCCCUGCAGGGCAACGUCUUCUCCAACAAGCAGGAGGCGCUGGAGAGGCAGUUUGAGCGCUUCAACCAGGCCAACACCAUUCUCAAGUCGCGCGACCUGGGCUCCAUUAUCUGCGACAUCAAGUUCUCCGAGCUGACCUACCUGGACGCCUUCUGGCGGGACUACAUCAACGGCUCCUUGCUGGAGGCCCUCAAGGGCGUCUUCAUCACGGACUCGCUCAAGCAGGCUGUGGGCCACGAGGCCAUCAAGCUCCUCGUCAACGUGGACGAGGAGGACUAUCAGGCCGGUCGCCGCAAGCUUUUGCGGAACCUCAUGGCCGGCGGCAGCAGUAGCGGGGCGGCGGCGGCAGCGGCAGCGGCGGCAGCCGGGUCCAGCGGGAGCAGAGAGACGACGUCGUAGUCACCGGUGUCGCAAAGAAUGUUUCUGUUGUGGUGGUAGGAACAAGAGCAGAGGUGGAAAGUGGGGGAAUUCGAGUGGAAGGCCCUGUGGAUGUUGGCUUCAUAGAAGAGGAAGAGGAAGAGGAAGAGGAAGUUGAAGGGUUUGAGGAUUUUUUCGCACACUGAGGGAAAGGUAUAUGUGUAGUAUGAAGCGCAGUGCAACCAGUGACAGAAGUAUUUUGGGAGGCGUCGUACAAAGUUGAGUGCCAGGUGCCACUAAGAUAUGAGCCUUUAAAGACCCAUGGACGAAGUCAUUUUGAGGGAUGGUUAAAGGCAGUGGAGACAUUUGAAGCAUGGAGACAUUUAGUUUUGGCUUUCUUUAUCUAGCUCAGCGUGAUUUUCUUUCGUAACCUAAAUCAUGAAACACACAUACUACACAUCGUCAUUGUGUACUGCCCAGUCAUCUGCAUUUACAGCUGUUCCCGAAGUGAUUUUGUUUGAGAUGGAGAUGUUCCCGUUUAACCGUUAGAUUCAGAGGGGAGCUUGCCACAAUAUUUUGGAUUUUGUAUACAGCAAUGCAUUUUUACCAUCUUCAAAUGGGUUUAUAUCUAAAGUUUCUAUUCUCAAGUAUUUACUUGUAUAAGCUCCAGUUAAUACCCAGAAUAAGUUAUAAUUUCAAGCUGUCAUAGGUAUUUUUUGUUUAAGGAAAAUGUGGAAAGACUUGUUCUUUCGAGGAUAUGUCGGAAGGUUCAAGGUUCAGAGCAGUGUGUUUCUAAGUUGAAUAACUAAUGCCUUCACAUGAGCCAGAGGCUAUUAUUCCCUGUUCAGUUUAGCAGUUAACCAGUUAAGUGCACUGAAUGCCCAUUAUUUAAUUUUAAGUUUGGGAGUAGUGUGUGUGUACUUAAGUUGACGGCAGAAAGAAUUUACUUGUCUUGGAGCAUAUUGUAGAAUAAAGCCUCCCAAUUGCCCAAAGGCCAUUUUGAACUGUCACUCUAAGCGAGCAGAUUAUGUUAGCUAUGAAAAGGCAAAUGGCACCAAUUCCAUAUUAUUUAAACAGUCAAUUUGUGUGGUGUAGAGAAUACUGUACACAUGCAUUGGUGCUCACCAGUUAAACCUACUGUAUGUGGCAGUAUGAAUGGCUAAAAGAAAGUGAAUGAGAAAAGUGGACUUGGUAACAAAAGAGGCAUACACUUGAAGGUCAAUUUUGAAGGACAGUUGUUAUUUGGACCAAAUCCAGCCUCAUUGUACACCUUUUAUUUCUGUCUUCUAUCUUCUUUUUUAAAUGGACAGUAACAUCUUCGAGUCAUGUCCAGUUUAUUUUCAAUCGAAGAAAUUUCUUUGUCACUCUCACUAAUCCAAGUUUUCCUAAACAGUCACAGUUAUACACAAAUAAAUGAUAAAUUAAUUUAAAAAGGCCUAUUUGUUUAAUAAAUAUAUAGUUUUUUUCCACAUCUCAACAUGUAAAUCAGGAUACGUCUUAAACUGAGCCAUUGUCCCUUGAUGGGUUGUUAUUCAGCCCUUUGAUCUCUCGUCGUUUCGAUCAAACAGCACCACAACUGGCCAUCAGAGAUUCUGAAUAGUACUUAAUCAGUGUAAAUGUUAUGAUUGUCAUGACUCUAGGUGUUCGUCACUGGUGGGACCUUAGACUGCCCUGGGGUGCUACUUGGGCAGUCUUCUUGAAUGGGCCUGUGUGUAAUGGUGAGCAUUUGGUUUUAGUGUUCUGGUUGGAUUAGCGUUUAGGAGGUUGCCCUGAAUUUGUAUUUGUACUUCUCACCACCCACAUACUCGCAUACCCACAUAAGCGUGUGUUGCACCUCGUCUGGCGUUAUGCUUGGUUCUGAUGUGUGCAUCUGAAUUUUUUUUUUACAUUUUAUUUUAUUUAUUUUGAGUUGUUUGCAGUCCCAUGUGCUCGUUGAGAAAAUGCUGUACACCUGUUUGUGGUCAAAUUUUUGUUCACUCCCCCAAAUAAUCUUCAUCAUCUGGAUAAUCCCAAAUUUAUAGCUAUCUUUUGAGGUGACCAUAUCACUUGUGUGGUGAUUGUUUCAUUUUAGCUCAUGUUUAGUUUUUUACAAUUCUUUGACCCCACUAUAAUUGUAUCUAGUCUUUCACUUGUGGAAUCGACUUGUUCACAAACAAGUGCAUCAGUGUCUUAUGUUUACUCUCUCUUACUAAAACAAAAGGCAAGAAUCUUUUUGAAAUUUCGGAGACAAGAUAGGCUGUUGCACCUAAAAUACCAAAGCUGUUCUCUAAACUAGGACUGAUGGAUGGUGUCUUUUUCCCCCAGCCUUUUUUAAGUUGCUUUUUGAUAUCCCAACAGCUGCUUGAGUACUUGUUAAAAAAAACCCUGAAAUCUGAAAGAAGAGAAAGACUGGGAACUGAUGUCCAAUAUUAAGGGUCUCUUGGUUUGUGGCUUUUGCUGACACAAGGCCAUGUGUCAGCAUUACUGAAAACUUAACCAUACAAAGGAAAAAAAUGACUCUGUUUUCCUAAUGGAAUUAACAAAAUGUUACAAUCUGGUAUCUAUUAUAUAGGUUAUAUGUUCUAUCAAUUGUGUUCGAGUGUCUGUCUUUAUAACUUGCAUGUACAGUAUAUGAUGUUGAUCCCCCCACAAACACCACAGAGCAAAAAAAAAAAAAAGAAAAGAGAAAAAACAUGAAACAUAACAAACUGUGUUCUCUGUAGGUUUAAAGAUUCUAGUUGUUUCUAACAUUUUCAUUUUCUUUCCCAAGAGAAAAUUUGGACUGCCGUGUUGAAAAAGUGUACUGUCCACUUACUAGAAGAGAUCAGAAGGGAGCACUUUAUUUUUUACUGUUGCAAAUAUUCACCUU